Lasiosphaeria miniovina is the source of this 726-nucleotide messenger RNA. RefSeq lists its product as uncharacterized. Lineage: Eukaryota; Fungi; Ascomycota; Sordariomycetes; Sordariales; Lasiosphaeriaceae. The transcript is spliced from 3 exons. The record is from RefSeq and is a predicted model, not a curated record. The coding region runs from base 1 to 726 and encodes 241 amino acids.
AUGGCCUCCAACCCAAUCGUAUUCCUGGAUAUCCCAACCAAGGAGCCGCGUACCACGUGGUCGUUCAAUCUGUGGAGGACUCGGUUUGUUCUCAACUUCAAGGGCCUCGAAUACGUGACGGAAUGGGUCGAGUACCCCGACAUCAAGCCCCGGCUUGAGGGGCACGUCCCGCCACACGAAAGCGACGUGCUUUACACCCUCCCCGCCAUCAUUCUCCCCGACGGCACCUACAUCAUGGACAGCAACAAGAUUGCCCCAGCGCUCGAGGCGCUGUACCCAUCGCCGCCGCUGCGCCUCGACUCGCCGUUGAUCCCGCGGCUGCGAGCGCUCAUGAACGGCGUCCACGCGCCGUUUGGGCCCAUUUUCGCGCCGUCGGUCCCGAACCUGCUGCUUAGCGAGCGCAGCCGCGAGUACUUCGUCAGGACGCGCUCUGAGGACCACGGUAUGGACCUGUUCAAGUGGGGCCAGGAGAACGGCGGCGACCCGGCCUGGGAGAGGCUCACGCCGUCGUUGCAGGAGAUCACGGCGCUGCUCAAGGAGACCCCCGACGGGCCCUUCUUCAUGGGGAAGGAGGCGGGCUACGUCGACUUUUACUGGGCAGGCUACCUGCUCUUUACGCAGAUGAUUGGCGUGUAUGACAAGUUCCUCGAGCUGAGCGGCGACGCAAAGGCGCACACCGACUUUCUCGAGGCAAUGAAGCCAUGGUCUGCAAGGACCGAUCAUUGA